Trematosphaeria pertusa is the source of this 942-nucleotide messenger RNA. RefSeq lists its product as uncharacterized. Bases 268 to 942 code for a protein of 224 amino acids. The record is from RefSeq and is a predicted model, not a curated record. The transcript is spliced from 4 exons. NCBI's taxonomy places the organism in Eukaryota, Fungi, Ascomycota, Dothideomycetes, Pleosporales, Trematosphaeriaceae.
UACGGUCUCUAAGCUGUACGAUAUGCUUUGUUUGUAUUUCGAGUGACCUCUCUAUGCCGACUCAGAGACAAAUCCUGAUAGUCGAACGUCUUUGCUUCUCUUAUCGUAGUCAGUUGUGCUCCGGAACGCGGUUCCCGGAGGUCGCCGCCAUUCUCGCUACCACGCUUCCUUUCCUCAAACAACCCUUUCUAAACCGCCAAUGCCAUUACGAUAUUCGCUAUCUUCAAUCAAGGUCUCCCGGUAUCCAUUCAAUACUCGUCGCCCACCAUGGCCUGGCAACAAAUUCAAACUGCGGGGAUCCCGCAGAAGACCUCAAAAGCCACGGAAACAACGACAUACCAAAGCUCUAGGAUGGCCUCUAGCAGUUCAACAAGAGCGACUUCGAGGACCUGUGAACGCGAAGGGAGAUUCCGCAACGCUUGUGUGAUUGCGACUGCACACCCGCUUUGUUCAGAGCCAAACUCCUUACGGGCCUCGGAAAAGAAACGCGGGACGACACGUGGCCGAAAUGCUGAAACGAAGCCGCCAGAUGGUGACCAAGCUUUUGGCCUGAACGCAUCCGCUGUGCUUUCGAGCGCUGAAUGCAUUUCAAAAGUGGAAAUGGACGAGCCCGGCAAAGUGUUUAAUCAACGAAGACGAACCGCUUCACUUUCGCCUUCUCGUGUACAAAAUCUUCCUGAGAGAAGAACCCCUGCGUCACUUGGUAUCCGGGCGGAGCCGUCUGAUGUCACUCCGGGGAGGAAGCGAGGAAUGGGAGGAGAAGCUGAAGAAACUCGAAGAGGUAGAUCUCAGCAACCAUUACUCACCUUUGGUGAUCUUCGGAUCUCCCAUGCAUCUACUAACUCGGGAUCGUGGACUUUAGAUUCCGAAUCACCUCCCUCCAAUUCUCCUCCCCCGCUUUCUCGCCGAAUUUUCCUGGCAUGGUGGCGAAAGGUUGUAUAA